Heterotrigona itama is the source of this 1438-nucleotide messenger RNA. The record is from the annotation of a GenBank genome assembly. NCBI's taxonomy places the organism in Eukaryota, Metazoa, Arthropoda, Insecta, Hymenoptera, Apidae.
GGCAAUUUCAGGGUAGCAGUGUAGUGUUUGGUAUACUUAGGUUAGAAUAGCUAUUUUCAUAAUUAAAAAUAUUCGUGGUAAAUAUGAAUGUCAUCUGAUUAGUACGAUGGUUUUCGAUGUUAAUAGUGAUUAAUAUUCAAAUGAAACAUUAUUGACCUAAGAUAAAUUUUUCGCGAUAAAACAGUGUAUGUUAAAGGUUGCCAAAAUAUCUACCAACUGUUCUUCUGUCAAAUGAUUUUUAUACGACUUUGAUAAGAAAAGACAAAUAAUUUAUAUUACAACAAUACUAAAAAGAUUUUUCAUACAUUAAACAUGGCCGCGAGUGAAUCAGGUGUAUCCUCACUUUCUAGGGAAGAUAAUUGGAGAAAAGACUUAAUCUUGCAGUUACAAGAAAGGAACAAGAGACAAACAUAUUGUUUUGCAGAUCUUAUUAGUUUACACAAUAGAUUAUUUAAAAAUGCAAAUACAUUACGUGGAGAAAAUAUUCAGCUAACAAUAACAAAUGAAACUCUCCGUCGAGAAGCUGCUAGUGGAACUCCUGGUUUAAGUGUAAAUGCUGAUCUCGAAGCUCGUCUUUUAAAGCAAGCAGAAGAACUAGCAACAUUGCAUAGAAGGAAAGGAGAACAUACACAGCAAAUAGUAGAUCUUAAUAAUAAAUUACAAGAAAUGAUGAAGGAACUUCAAGCUAAGGAAACAAGUUUGGCAGAAAGUGUGGAACUUAAUGCCAAUUUACGUUUAGAAAUAUCUAAAUGCCUUAGCAGAGAAAGAGAGUUAGAAAGUGUCAAUCAAAUGUUAAAAGAUGAACAUCAAGCUUUGCAACUUGCUUUUGCAUCUUUAGAAGAAAAGCUUAGAAAAGUACAGAAAAAGGCAAGCAAAGAUGCAAAAAGAGUUGGAGGAUGCAGCUCGUGACACACGACCAAUUAGUCCUGAUAGAUCGAGCUUAAAAGAAGGAAUUUCUGGUCUUCCUACAGCAGUACCAACGAAAGUAUCCGUCACACUGCACACGACGGCGAAGUUUAUGCUGUAAAAUGGUCUCCGACCGAGAGGAUGCUUGCCACCGGUGGAGCCGAUAGGAAGGUGAAGCUUUGGAAUAUCUCGAAAGGUGCUUCAGAGAAUAAGGGAAUACUUGUUGGAAGUAACGCUGGCGUGAUGUGCGUAGAUUUUGAUUCUACGGGAACUCUGAUCCUUGCGGCGUCGAACGAUUAUGCUAGCCGAGUGUGGACCGUCAACGACUUUCGACUAAAGGUAAGUCGAAAUGCUUGCAUGAUCUUACUCAAACUUUACUAAUCUCGAAACGAUAUAGUACUUUUUUCUACUUGUACCAUUACUUAAAUAUAGUUUAUUUGAAUUCGAAUAUUGAAUGACACAAUGGCGAGCAUACUAGUUCGCGAAUCCAUUUUAAUUUUUUAACUUUAUUGAUUUGUUUUUGAAGUGUUAA